Penicillium arizonense is the source of this 720-nucleotide messenger RNA. RefSeq lists its product as uncharacterized. Lineage: Eukaryota; Fungi; Ascomycota; Eurotiomycetes; Eurotiales; Aspergillaceae. The transcript has 3 exons. The record is from RefSeq and is a predicted model, not a curated record. Bases 1 to 720 code for a protein of 239 amino acids.
AUGAUUGACCAUCACCGGCAGUUCAACAAAGGAUUCCGCACGAGCAUCAAAAUAGAACUGUGUGAGCAUCAUGCUGGCAAACCUGAUUUCUAUACUACUGGAGACUGUAUCGAUGGCUAUGUGUGGAUUACCAUUGAUCACCUUCUCGGACCAGAAAUGGUUGAGGUUGCCUUUCGUGGGCAAUCACGAAUCGUGGAUGACUGGGUGCUUCUACCUGUUAGUACGUUCAGGCAACAAAGCUUCCUGGAGUUACAACAGCCCAUCGAAAAUGACGCAUUCAAACCCGACCAAGUCUUGAAAGACGGGUUCGUAUACAAGUUUCCUUUCAAAUUUAUAGUGCCAGAUGAGCUGCCUAUUCACGCUUGUCUGAACAAAGGAAAGCACUGCAAAAUUGAUCGGAGUCAUCUGUUGCUUCCACCGACCCUCCGCCGAGACGACGAGAAGAGUCCCUUGAGGUUGAAGGAUUCGUCCUCUGGCAAAAUCGGAAUCACAUAUUCUGUACAGGCAAAACUGUUGAGACAGCACGCAGAGGAGGAUCAACCAAAUGAGCCCUUGGAAUCUGCGUUGAUGCUUGUUCGAAUCAUUCCUGCGCUAAAGGAGAUGCCUCCUGCCUAUACUGUUGAUCACUUGCAAUUUUGUCCCCCGUCCUUACGCCCUUUGAAAAUAGCUUCGUCGCAAACUAUCAAAGGGGCCUUCAAGGGCGCCUAUCUUGACUGGUGA